This is a messenger RNA of Ipomoea nil (Japanese morning glory), 495 nucleotides long. RefSeq lists its product as uncharacterized. The transcript has a single exon. The record is from RefSeq and is a predicted model, not a curated record. The coding region runs from base 1 to 495 and encodes 164 amino acids. NCBI's taxonomy places the organism in Eukaryota, Viridiplantae, Streptophyta, Magnoliopsida, Solanales, Convolvulaceae.
AUGGAUGGUGCGAAGAGUGUUUCUACUCCAAUGUCCUCUUCCAUGCCUUUGGUUGUUCAUGAUGGGAAGCCUGUAGUAGAUGCUACUGGUUUUCGUAGGUUAGUCGGGUUGCUUCCAUAUUUGUCUGUCACUAGACCAGACAUUGCUUAUGUGGUUAAUUCCAUAUCUCAACACAUGCACUUGUCAAAGGAACAUCAUUGGGUUGUGAUUAAGAGGUUACUUCGUUAUCUGAAGGGAACUAUAUUUCACAGUUUGUUGUUGCGUGGCUGCUCGGGUUUAUCAUUGACAGCUUUUUCAGAUUCUGAUUGGGGAGGUAAUAGAGACGAUGAUCGCUCUACUACUGGUUUUGUUAUUUAUCUUGGUCCUAAUGUCAUCUCCUGGAAGUCCGUUCGUCAGAAGACUGUGUCUAGGUCUUCAACUGAGGCGGUGUAUCGUGCCUUGGCAAGUUCGACUGCUGAGACAAUUUGGGUGAGAAUUGAGAAAUCUAUUAUAUGA